Folsomia candida is the source of this 1617-nucleotide messenger RNA. Its product is annotated as innexin inx2. Gene Ontology annotation, biological process: phototransduction. Gene Ontology annotation, cellular component: plasma membrane; gap junction. Lineage: Eukaryota; Metazoa; Arthropoda; Collembola; Entomobryomorpha; Isotomidae. The record is from RefSeq and is a predicted model, not a curated record. Bases 236 to 1366 code for a protein of 376 amino acids. The transcript has 4 exons. Gene Ontology annotation, molecular function: gap junction channel activity.
UUUUUGUACUGCGUAAAAUAGCAUUGGCGGUGGUUGUGUGGCAAUGGCUGACUCGCUGACUCAAACUGUUGUUAUUUUUUUAAGAAAAACUACUAGUAAUUACUGGUAAAUUAGUUCGAUUCGUUGAGUUUAUCUUAUCUUAAUAUUGAGACAUAAUUGAUACCGUGUUAUCAAGGGAGGAUCCUACCUUGUUCUGAGUUUUAUUCUUCGAAUUUGCACUAACUACGAGUCGAAAAUGGGGCGAAUGAAAUUCAAGAUCAAGAUCGCUCAGCCGUCCUUGUUUUCACAUCUGACGACCGUUAAUCCCAUAAAAACUGAUGACUUUAUCUUCCGGAUUCACUACAAGUUCACCUUUCUCAUCAUUCUGUUUGUUUACACGAUAUACUGCAAAACUUUGUGGAAAUACGACAUCCUAAGUUGUAGCAAUUCGGCAGCUGGAAAAAGCAAUGAAAUCGCAUCCACCUUUUGCUUCGCCACGUCCGUCUACUCGGUCACUUUGGAUAAUAACGAGGAUAAGAAGACUGGAAGAUACCCAGGUGUAAUUGGAUUCGAGGACUUGGACCGGAAAGAGAACGUCCGAUACCACAAAUACUAUCAAUUCACGCCCUUCAUUCUUCUCGUCCAGAUCAUCAUCCUAAUCACCCCUCGCUAUCUGUGGCGCUGUUAUGAAGAUGGAAAAAUUGCCAUGUUUUGUGAAGGCAUUUCUGGCAAGGAUGGUGGCCCAGUACUGGAUAAAGGUGGCGAACCUUAUAAGCGAAGAAGAAAAUGGCUUGGAGAGUAUUUCGUCGGAUCGUUGGGGCACAACAACCCCUAUGCGUUCUUCUAUGCGGGGUGUGAAAUGUUGAACAUGGUGAGUGUCGUGUUCCAGUUGUACUUUUUGGAUGUGGCGACAGGAAACGUGUUCUCGACCCAUGGACUUGGUCCGAUUGUAAAGAAUCUUCUUCAGAGUGGGGGAAAAGAUGAUCCUCUCAGUUUUGGAUUUCCCCUUGUGGCCAAAUGCACAUAUUCAUAUUAUGGACCUAGUGGAAAUAUUAUUCCACACUCGGCCGUUUGCACGCUUCCACUCAACCUUGUUACAAAGAUAUAUAUUGGCUGGUUUUGGGUGUAUUUGAUCUUCUUGGCCGGACUUAAUACCCUCAACUUGAUCUACCGUGUAGCCGCCAUUGGAUCUUACCAAGUUCGACUACGAGCCCUGAGGGAGUACGCUCUCUUGUCGAAAUCCGACCUGCGUUACAUUAUGAAGAAAUGUGUGUACGGAGACUGGUUCAUUCUCACCUUACUGGCCGAAAAUUUGGAUCCCGAAGUGUUCGUUGAUAUUAUGAAUGAAGUUGUAUACAACUUACAACUCGAUAAGGUCAAUGCCUAAUGAUUUUUUACGAAUUUUAUUCCAUUUACUAGUUUUCAAUCAUAUAAACUACUUUAAUUAAUUACGUAGUUCAUUGUUCAUUAGUUGUUGAAAAAGUUGUAUUUUGGAAUAGAGCAGAAUAGCAAUAAUUAGCAAUUUAUUGUCAUCAUUUUAAUACAUUUUCAUUUGCCUCAUUUUUUAAAUCAAUCGUAGUUCGUUAAAGUUUGAACCAACCAAUUACUAGAAUAAAUACUAGAUUAUUCACGAUAAAA